AUGUCUGUAUAUCAGAGCAAUAUUACAAAAAAUAAGAUUGAUCUUAAACAGGCGCAGUACAAAGACAUUGACAAACGAUAUUUUGAUCAGCUAAUCCAGCUCAAGACAACUGAGAUGGCAAACAAGGACCUAGACAGAUAUUACAAUGCACUUGACAAGUGA
This is a messenger RNA of Ilex paraguariensis (yerba mate), 162 nucleotides long. NCBI's taxonomy places the organism in Eukaryota, Viridiplantae, Streptophyta, Magnoliopsida, Aquifoliales, Aquifoliaceae. The record is from the annotation of a GenBank genome assembly.